This is a messenger RNA of Debaryomyces hansenii CBS767, 1584 nucleotides long. RefSeq names its product chaperonin-containing T-complex subunit (gene CCT3). Bases 1 to 1584 code for a protein of 527 amino acids. Gene Ontology annotation, molecular function: ATP hydrolysis activity; ATP-dependent protein folding chaperone; ATP binding. The record is from RefSeq and is a predicted model, not a curated record. NCBI's taxonomy places the organism in Eukaryota, Fungi, Ascomycota, Pichiomycetes, Serinales, Debaryomycetaceae. Gene Ontology annotation, biological process: protein folding. The transcript has a single exon. Gene Ontology annotation, cellular component: chaperonin-containing T-complex.
AUGCAGGCCCCUGUUGUAUAUAUGAAUGCGUCUACAAAGAGAGAAACUGGACGUCAAGCACAGAUUUCUAAUAUUACCGCCGCCAAAGCUGUUGCUGAUAUUAUUAGGACAUGCUUAGGACCAAAAGCAAUGUUGAAAAUGUUAUUAGAUCCUAUGGGAGGUAUAGUCUUAACCAACGAUGGACAUGCUAUUUUAAGAGAAAUUGAUGUAUCACAUCCAGCCGCAAAGUCUAUGAUUGAAUUGAGUAGAACACAAGAUGAGGAAGUGGGAGAUGGUACUACCACUGUUAUUAUUUUAGCGGGAGAAAUCUUAGCACAAACUUUCCCAUAUAUCGAGAAGAACAUACAUCCAGUGAUUAUUAUCCAGGCGUUGAAACAGGCGUUGAGCGAUGCGUUAGAAAUCAUUCACAGCGUGUCAGUUCCGGUUGACAUCGAAAACGAUGAGGCAAUGAUUAAGUUGAUCAGAGCAUCGAUCGGUACCAAAUACGUCAACCAAUGGUCACAGAAGAUGUGUGAAUUAUCUUUGAAGGCAGUGAAAACCGUGCGUGUUCAAAAAGGCGACUACAAGGAAAUUGAUACCAAGAGAUACGCCAGAAUUGAAAAGUUACCAGGUGGAGAAGUCACCGAUAGUGAAGUGUUAGAUGGUAUUUUAUUAAAUAAAGACGUCACUCACCCAAAGAUGAAGAGACGUAUCGAAAACCCAAGAAUCAUAUUGUUGGAUUGUCCAUUGGAAUAUAAAAAGGGUGAAUCACAAACUAAUAUUGAAAUUACAAAGGAAGAAGAUUGGAACAGAAUUUUGCAGAUCGAAGAAGAACAAGUGAAGCUCAUUUGUGAUCAGUUAUUGCAGUUCAAGCCAGAUUUGGUGUUGACUGAAAAGGGUGUAAGUGAUUUGGCCCAACACUAUUUAUUAAAGGGUGGUGUUACUGCAUUAAGAAGAGUCAAGAAAUCUGAUAAUAAUAGAAUUGCCCGUGCCUGUGGUGCUACCAUUGUUAAUAGAAUCGAAGACUUGAAGGAAACUGACGUUGGUACCAGAUGUGGUUUAUUCAAUGUCGAAUUAAUCGGUGAUGAAUACUUCACAUACUUGGUCAAAUGUAAGGACCCUCAAGCCUGUACCAUCUUAUUGAGGGGUCCAUCGAAGGAUAUUUUGAACGAAAUCGAAAGAAACUUGCACGAUGCCAUGGCCGUUGCCAAAAAUGUGAUGUUCGAGCCUUCGUUGUCUCCAGGUGGUGGUGCGACAGAAAUGGCUGUCAGUGUUAAAUUGUCCGAGAAAGCAAAAACUAUUGAAGGUGUUGCUCAAUGGCCAUACCAGGCUGUUGCCGACGCUUUCGAGGUUAUUCCAAGAACUUUGAUCCAAAACUGUGGUGCCAACCCUAUCAGAAUCUUAUCACAAUUAAGAGCUAAGCACGCUAAAGGUGAACACUCCUUCGGUAUUGAUGGUGAUUUAGGUAAGGUUGUUGAUAUGAACGAGUACGGUAUCUGGGAACCUGAGGUUAUCAAACAACAAUCUAUCAAAACCGGUAUUGAAAGUGCGUGUUUAUUAUUGAGGGUUGAUGAUAUCGUUAGUGGUGUUCGUCAACAACAAUAG